AAGAAGAAGCAGGAAGAUAAGGACAAGGCCGAGUGGGAGGCUUUCCUUCAAAAGCAGAAUGCUAAACCUGAGGCUCAGAUGCGACAGCGUCUUGCUCAGUUUGGCUUUCAGGAAAACCAGAUCCAGGGCAUGAUCAAGCCCGAAAAGGCUGAGGAGCUCCAAGUCGGCCAUAACCCUGUGCAUCUAGGAGGACAUCAACCCACGUACAUUAAGGUUCACAAGGACUAUAUUGCCAUUGAAACACUGGUGUACUUCGAUAUUCCGUGGGAGUAUGAUGCCGCCAACCCCGACUACAUCAUCAUCCUCCGCGAAUUGGGCGAUAACGAGACUGACGUCCUGUUUGAGCACACUCGCCGGCUACGGUCAGACAAAAUC
This is a messenger RNA of Mytilinidion resinicola, 375 nucleotides long. RefSeq lists its product as uncharacterized. The annotation marks the transcript as partial. The record is from RefSeq and is a predicted model, not a curated record. NCBI's taxonomy places the organism in Eukaryota, Fungi, Ascomycota, Dothideomycetes, Mytilinidiales, Mytilinidiaceae. The transcript has 2 exons.